AUGCCGUACAUCAUCAGAGUCAACGUUGAUGGUCGCUGCCGAGGGAACGGAUUGGACUGGGCUAUCGGCGCAGCUGCUGCAUCGUUUCAAGACCGAAACGGCAUCUACAAAACCUGGACCAAAAACUUGUUUCGAGUCAGUUACUAUCAGCCGAGGGUCACUAGCCAGCGCGCUGAGUUGGAGGCAAUUAUUCUGGCACUUGAGCAAAUCAUCGUCAAGCAUCAAGAAUUGCACCCCAAGCCGCGUCUAAACGUGAAAAUCUUCUCUGAUUCCCAGUAUGCUAUUCGUUGCAUGACUGAAUGGCUCCGUAAAUGGGCGAGUAAUGGUUGGAUCAACUCUUGUGGAUUUGGUGUUUCAAAUCAGGAUUUGAUCAAGAAAGCGAGUAUUCUUGAUGCCCAGAUGCGGCUUCUUGGGGAUUUGAACUACAGCUUUAUCCCUCGGAAAGAGAACAAGACUGCGGAUGAGGCUUGCCAGCGGGUGAUGGAUGACUUGGAAGAUGACCCUUUCUCUGGUGAUUUCGGUGAUGAAUCAUGGGGAUUCAAAUGA
Penicillium taxi is the source of this 546-nucleotide messenger RNA. RefSeq names its product ribonuclease H1. The transcript has 2 exons. Lineage: Eukaryota; Fungi; Ascomycota; Eurotiomycetes; Eurotiales; Aspergillaceae. The record is from RefSeq and is a predicted model, not a curated record. Gene Ontology annotation, molecular function: nucleic acid binding; RNA-DNA hybrid ribonuclease activity. Bases 1 to 546 code for a protein of 181 amino acids. Gene Ontology annotation, biological process: DNA replication, removal of RNA primer.